Messenger RNA from Cucurbita maxima (winter squash), 555 nucleotides. RefSeq lists its product as uncharacterized. The transcript has a single exon. The coding region runs from base 1 to 555 and encodes 184 amino acids. The record is from RefSeq and is a predicted model, not a curated record. NCBI's taxonomy places the organism in Eukaryota, Viridiplantae, Streptophyta, Magnoliopsida, Cucurbitales, Cucurbitaceae.
AUGUGGACCCCGGCCGACCAGACCUCUCAGAAUCCCGACGGGGAAGACUUAAACGCCAUAGUUUCCGCGCAGCUUCGUGAUCUCAUGGACGCCCUUGCACUCGAUUCGGACCAUGAAUUUUCCUAUAAACUUCAAAUCGAAGAAGCUCUCGACGCAUCACUCGCUUCCUCUGCCUCUUCCUUCACUCCUCUGCCAGAAUUUCAAGAACUCGAAGGGAAUGAUAUCACGACAAUCGGUACGCUCUACUCCGGUGAACUCGGGGAAUGCGAUCAAAUAUUCCAAGAAUGGCUGCAAUCGGCGUUCGACACGCGCAGGACUCACGAUUCCGGGGAGAUUCUAAAUAUUCCCGAUGGUGACUUGAGUGAGCGCGAAUAUAGUAUUGGGAAAUCCUUCGGGGAGGGAUCCUCGAAGAGCGAGGAGAAUCAGGGCGUUUCUAGCCUCUAUUUCAAGGGUCUUGUAAGUGAGGAAGGGAUUGGAAUUGGUGUUUCGAUUUGUAAUCCAAAGAAUGAAUUAGUCUUCGAGGUUAAAAGACGUCUUGUAGGAAACGAAAGGUGA